CAUUCACAAAGGUUAGAUUUACCUAAAUCUACCGCUUUUACAAUUUAUUUUUUAGACCAAAGUCAGCAUUUAUUUAUAUGUAGAUUACAGCAUGUGCGUCAUAACCUGUGAUUGACAGGCCUGGUCGGUAAUUAGCUCGCUGAUUCGUCGUUCCUGCAGGCUCAAAUUGAAUUCAAAUUCAAGUUUGUCCUAAUAACUGAUUUACGUGAAUGAAAUUAUUAUACAGACUAUAAAUAUUAAUAGUAAUGGGAAUGUUAUACUCUUACUAAGAGUAAUGGUAACGUAGGCUUUGAGAGAGUGAGCUUGCAUCCUCUUAGAGCGUUUAUUAAGUUCCAAGAAAAGUGCUUUACCAUUUAUUGGAUCUGAUUUAUUCAGAUGACAAUAUCGAUAACUAAAAUAUUGUUUUUUUUAUACAUCCAUACACGUUUAAUUUAACGUUACGCAAUACCCCUUGCUUUGGCCCCCACUUAAAACUCAGCAGUGGGCGGUCUCACGUACCCGGCUUUCUUUGGAAAUUUAGCUGUUCUCUUCCUCACCAGUGAAUCCAUUGAAUGCAUUGCAUUUUGGGGUUGGUUAACAGUAGCAGUACCAUCUCAACGCUUUGUUACCACAUAAUGACAACUUUAUCACAGACAAAGGAAAUCUUCCGGAGAGCAGAUGCUGUCUGUUUCGACGUGGAUAGCACUGUUAUUAGAGAGGAGGGCAUUGAUGAACUUGCUAAAUUCUGCGGAGUUGGAGAUGCAGUAACAGAAAUGACUCGCAACGCCAUGGGUGGAUCAGUGACUUUUCAAAAGGCUCUUAUGGAUCGUCUCUCAAUCAUUCGAUGCUCAAGGGAACAAGUAAACAAACUGAUAACAGACCACCCCCCACAACUGACCACAGGUAUCAAGGAGCUUGUCGACAAUUUGCACCAGCGCAAUGUCAACGUUUUCCUCAUCUCCGGUGGUUUCCGCUGCAUUGUGGAGCAUGUUGCAUCUCAGCUCAGCAUUCCCCUUCAUCAUGUCUACGCCAACCGGCUCAAGUUCUAUUUUAACGGUGAGUAUGCAGGAUUUGAUGAGAGCCAGCCCACUGCUGAGAGUGGAGGAAAGGGCAGGGUGAUCAACAUGCUCAAAGAGCAGUACGGCUUCAAAGACGUGGUGAUGAUUGGUGAUGGUGCUACAGACCUGGAGGCCUGUCCCCCUGCAAGUGCCUUCAUUGGAUUUGGUGGAAAUGUGGUGAGACCACAGGUGAAAGAGAGGUGCUCUUGGUAUGUCUCAAGUUUUGGAGAGCUGCUAAAAGAACUUGAGAAGAUCUAACAAGGGAUACCGGGGCUUUUUGAGAAUUCACUAAUGUAACUAAUGCCAAGUUUAAAUAUAUUUUUUAACUCAUCCAGUCAAUAGAUUUUUUUUAUAAUGAAUGGAAAUGUUUACACUAUAAUAGUGGGACUUUAGGAGGUGGUGUUGUCCCUUGAAUAUUUUAUACUUGUAUAGAACACUAAAAAGUUAACCAAAUGUCUAUUUGGAAGGAUUUUGUGUUUUUUUAAACAGCACUUUCCAUGUUAAAGCUUAAGUCAGAUUGAUAACAAAACUGCAUAAAAUGUGUGCCAUGUGGAAUACAGAUUGCUACUGACACAAUAAAGUGUAUAGUGCAGUUUG
Molecule: messenger RNA, 1634 nt
Organism: Hypomesus transpacificus
Lineage: Eukaryota; Metazoa; Chordata; Actinopteri; Osmeriformes; Osmeridae
Gene: psph
Product: phosphoserine phosphatase
Exons: 6
Coding region: 552-1295 (247 amino acids)
Biological process (GO): dephosphorylation; L-serine biosynthetic process
Cellular component (GO): cytoplasm
Molecular function (GO): L-phosphoserine phosphatase activity; magnesium ion binding
Source: RefSeq, a predicted model, not a curated record